This is a messenger RNA of Trifolium pratense (red clover), 1024 nucleotides long. RefSeq names its product 40S ribosomal protein S3a-like. The record is from RefSeq and is a predicted model, not a curated record. Gene Ontology annotation, molecular function: structural constituent of ribosome. NCBI's taxonomy places the organism in Eukaryota, Viridiplantae, Streptophyta, Magnoliopsida, Fabales, Fabaceae. Bases 87 to 872 code for a protein of 261 amino acids. The transcript has 7 exons. Gene Ontology annotation, biological process: translation. Gene Ontology annotation, cellular component: ribosome; cytosol.
CUACAUCACAAACCGAAAACGGUGGCAACCAAACAUCGUUGAAUCGAAUUGAAGAUAACAAGACAGUACUAUAAAAGUGAACAACCAUGGCUGUUGGGAAGAACAAACGCAUCUCAAAGGGGAAGAAAGGUGGCAAGAAGAAAGCAGCUGAUCCCUUUGCCAAGAAGGAUUGGUAUGACAUUAAGGCUCCUUCAGUUUUCCAAGUGAAAAAUGUCGGCAAAACCCUCGUAUCUCGUACUCAGGGUACCAAGAUUGCUUCAGAUGGACUUAAACAUAGAGUGUUUGAGGUUUCAUUGGCUGAUCUUCAAGGUGACGAGGAACAUGCUUUCAGGAAGAUUAGGUUGAGAGCUGAAGAUGUUCAAGGGAAGAAUCUUUUGACAAAUUUCUGGGGGAUGAAUUUCACAACCGACAAACUGAGGUCAUUGGUUCGUAAGUGGCAAUCUCUAAUUGAAGCCCAUGUUGAUGUGAAGACUACUGAUAAUUACACAUUGAGGAUGUUUUGCAUUGGAUUCACCAAGAGGAGAACUAACCAGGUGAAGAGGACCUGUUAUGCUCAAUCUAGCCAGAUUAAACAGAUCCGUAGGAAGAUGAGAGAGAUCAUGGUCAACCAAGCAACAUCCUGCGAUUUGAAGGAAUUGGUUCGUAAGUUCAUUCCAGAAAUGAUUGGAAAAGAAAUUGAGAAGGCCACAUCUAGCAUUUACCCUCUGCAGAAUGUGUUCAUUCGUAAAGUGAAGAUCCUUAAAGCUCCUAAGUUUGAUCUUGGAAAAUUGAUGGAGGUUCAUGGUGAUUACUCUGAGGACAUUGGCACAAAGGUAGACAGACCUGCUGAAGAAACCGUGGCAGAGGAACCUACUGAAAUUGUUGGAGCUUGAUUUAGCGAUAAAUCCUUUCAUUUAGGUUUCCUGUUAUGUUUUAAGUGAUAUUAUUAUGUUUAAACUUUAGUCUGAUGUUUCUAUGUAAUCUGAGUGCACAACAAUUUUUGACUAAACAUAUAUUUGGAUUUUGUUUGGAACCAUGAAAGUCA